UCUCUCUCUCCAUUCAUCUCGAAACUGAAAAGUCCAGUCAUCUUUAAUCUUUAACAAUAAAAAAUUUCCAAUCUUAAAUCAAAUUAAAUCUCAACCGUCCAUUAUUUCAUCCUACGUUUCUCCUAAGUCGGCUAGUGGUUAUUCUGUCUAUGGUUUCUCUUCCUCCCCAUAAACCCUAAUUUGAUUUUUGGUACUCUCAGUCCCCUUUUGCUUCCGCUUCUCAAACCCUUCAACUUCCUCCAUUAUUUCUCACAAUUAAUCCGUGAAUCUAAUAAAUUGUCAUCGAUCCAUUAUUUCCCCAAAAAAUCUCACCAAACCCUUCUAUUUUUCUCGAUCCCAUCUGAAAUAUUCGUCCCCUUUUACAAGAAUAUAUAUAUUUGUAAUUUUAUUUAUUCCAUCUCUUUUUUCUUGAAUUAAUUUUUGUGGGUUUGAGUUAUUAUGAUCUGGGUUAUACCUGAUUAUUAUUUCUUUUAAUUUAUUUUCUUAAUUUUCUGGGUUUUUUUUUUGAAAACUGACUGAAGUAGUUUGGGUUGGUAUAUGACUAUGUGGUAAAGCGUCAGAAUCGCUGGAAAUUGAGUCAAUUUGAAAACUCAGUGAGUUAACCCGGUUAGUAGUUAAGAAUCUGGCGCCGAUGCCGUCGGUAGAGAUGCGACGUUCAACGAGAAUAUUUGUUCCGAAAGCUAAAGACGGCGAGAUGGGUCGAGUUUUACGUUCGGGUCGUCGUUUAUGGGUGGAAUCUACUGAUGUUAAACAUAAGGGGGGUAAAAAUGGGGAUGAAUGGUAUCCAUUAAUUUCUUCCGACACUAACAAGUGCAAGAAACAAAAGAUCAAUGGCUGGAAUGACGAUCCAAUCGACGUUGAUGAAACAAAACCCGUCAAAGAAAUUGAUUUCAAAGACGAGAAUGAGAUUAAUGAUGGACGUAAGACGAUUAAGAAUGUGUAUAUUAGGAAAAGAAAGCGUUUUGAUGAUGGAAGAAAGUCGGAAUCACAUCAAAAUGAUUCUGAAAAUAAGAAAUUUGGUUUGCAUUUUGUUAGAAAAAGAAGUAGAAAUUGGGGUGUUUCUUCUCAUCAAAAGGGAUUGGAUUAUGAUAAAUUUGAACAAGAUUUGUUAUUGGUUGUUGUUGAAUCUUCUUGUGUUGGAUUUAGCUUGUUUUCAAGUGUUUUAAGUUCAAUUCUUAGGUACAUCAGUAAAGACAGAAUUGAAUUAGCUGAGCUUUUCACAUAUUUGGUUUCGAUUCCGAUUUCGCCUCUGUUUUCUUCUUCAGGGAUUCAGUUUUUGUUGAAUCGACCGCCUAUCGAAAGAAAAGGUGUAUGCUGGAUUUUUGGGGUGAAACAGUUUGUAGCAAUGUUUAAAGUCGAUUUUUCAGCUAUUCCCAGGUGUUUUCAGCAACUACAUUCUGCGUUGUUCAUUAGGUCGGUGCGCCUGUCUUAUUUAUGGUUGAUCGAUUUCGAAAGAAAAAAUGAUAGUACUGAUGAACCCCUUCCAUGCAUCAAUGACCAGAGUGAUGAGAGCCCCGUCAGUAGAGUAGCAGCUCAUGCCGCUGCUGAUUGCAAGGUUGUGAAGGUUGCAAGUUCCUCUAAGGAAGCAGGAAAAACAUGCAGCCGAUAUGCACAGCCUACUAGGGUUGGGGUUCUUACACGGAGUGCUGCAAAGAGGCGGAGGAGGUCAUCGAGGAGUCGUAGGACUAAAUAUCCCUUGCCUUUUGUCCCGCAUAAAUCGUCUUGGUCACCUGUACCCAUUCGUGUACCAAAGAAAAAUGUCCUAGCUUUACCUUCAAUUCCUAAGCAGGACCCGAAAAGAUCUAGGAAGAGUUCUUUGAAUGAGAUUGUGGAAAAUCCUAGCUCAUCGGGCAUGAAUGUAGACAUUGACGCUCAAUGUUGUUCUACAAAUAUCCUCGUAGUAGAAACCGACAAGUGUUACAGAGUCGAGGGAGCUGAGGUCACAUUGGAUGUUUCAGCUUCAAACGAGUGGCUUCUAGUGGUUAAGAAAGAGGGUUUGGUUAAGCAUUCCUUUAAGGUCCAGAGAGAAAUGAGACCGGGUACAACCAAUCGUUACACACACGCCGUAAUCUGGACAGGUGAAAAUGGGUGGAAACUUGAGUUCCCUGAUCGUAACGAGUGGGUAGUAUUCAAGGAGCUAUACAAAGUGUGUGGGGAGCGAAACAUUGUACCGACGUCCCCUGUCGUUAAAAUUAUUCCCGUACCUGGUGUCUGUGAAGUGACGAAUUUGUGGGAUUCCCCCGGGGCUUUUCAGAGACCAGAAUCAUACAUUAGAACGACUAGUGAUGAACUGUCCAGGACAUUGUCGAAGAGGACAGCGAACUAUGAUAUGGAUUCUGAGGAUGAGGAGUGGCUUAGCAAGUUUAAUAGCGAGUUGGAUGCAUCAAAUCAUGUUUCCGAUGAAAACUUUGAAUCGAUAAUCGAUGCAUUUGAGAAGGCUUCCUACUUUAACCAGGAGGAGGCCAACGACGAAAAGACGGCUGCUAAUUUGUGUAUGGAUGUCGCUAGUGUCGAAGCAGCUGUGCCCGUUUACAGAUAUUGGUCGAAGAAGAGGAAGCUGAAACGGUUCCCGCUGAUCAAGGUAUUUAAGCUAAACCAACCAGCAAAACCACAUAUGUUCCCGAAACCUGUGCUACGCAAGAAGAGAUCGCUGAAGCGUCCAACCAUUCAGCCUAACCAACGACAACAAGGGCGUGGCAAAAAUAGUACCGUUCUUCAAGCGAUCCUUAAAGUACAGGACGCAAAAGCAUCGGCAAGCAAGUCAGUGGAGUUGGCCAUAUGCAAGCGUAAGAGAGCACAGUUACUGACGGAAAAUGCAGAUUUAGCCAUGUAUCGAGCCAUAAUGGCAUUGCGAAUCGCUGAUGCAUCUGAAAUUUUAGACUCGGAGCAAGCUGCUAAUCAUUUCCUUGACGAAAAUUGAAAACAUAACAAUCUUAUAGGUUUCAAAAAUAUGCUAAUUUUAGAGGGCAUUUUGUUUUUUUCUUUUUUUUUUUUUGCUUUUGUUUGCAUAAAGGAAAUGCAGCCUGGUAUUGGUUGUAUGUUUUUGAGGCAUUUGGGAUAGCCUUUAGAAAAUGUAUUGUAUUUUUGUAUAGAUCCUUUUUUUUGAGUAUUUUCUCAUGAUCUUAUGUACAUUGUGUUUCCUUAUCAGGACUCCCUGUAAUCAAUGUCCUUGAAAAAAAAAGGUAAAAGAAAAAGGAAAAGGAGAUGAAAAUGAAAAAGAAAAAAAAAAGGAAAAUUGAUAA
Messenger RNA from Amaranthus tricolor (Joseph's coat), 3242 nucleotides. RefSeq lists its product as uncharacterized. NCBI's taxonomy places the organism in Eukaryota, Viridiplantae, Streptophyta, Magnoliopsida, Caryophyllales, Amaranthaceae. The transcript is spliced from 4 exons. The record is from RefSeq and is a predicted model, not a curated record. Bases 632 to 2920 code for a protein of 762 amino acids. Gene Ontology annotation, biological process: regulation of transcription by RNA polymerase II. Gene Ontology annotation, cellular component: piccolo histone acetyltransferase complex.